CACCACCUUCCUUUGAAAGCUCACAUACGAAAUACGAACCCUUCAACAAACAACCAACCCCUUUCCCCUCAUGCCACCGAAACGCACCACGUGGCAUUACUCCCUCUUCGCGUCCUGUUUCCGGGCCUCAACCCGCCGGCGCACGACCCGACCCGAAAAGUCAGCGGUCAGAAGACUGUCGUUCUCUGACGUCAGCUCGCCGGAGGACCUGUCGCUGUCGCUAAUGGGCUGUGAUCUCCUCGCGUUUACGCUGGGUGAGCUGGAGAUGGCCACUAACGGGUUCUCAGAUGCGAACUUUUUGGGCGAGGGAGGGUUUGGACCCGUUUAUAAAGGGGUUGUGGAUGAGAAGGUGAGAGUUGGGCUUGAGGCCCGGCCCGUCGCAGUGAAGCUGCUGGAUUUGGAUGGCGCUCAAGGGCACAAGGAGUGGCUGGCUGAAGUAAUCUUUCUCGGGCAAUUGAAGCACCCCCACCUCGUGAAACUCAUCGGCUACUGCUACAAGCAUGAACACCGGCUGCUUGUGUAUGAGUUCAUGGCUAAGGGCUGCUUGGAGAAUCAUCUAUUCAAGAAAAUUGCUUCAUUGGCAUGGUCCACGAGACUGAAGAUUGCAUUAGGAGCAGCCAAAGGCCUUGAGUUUCUCCAUCAGACCGAGCAACCUGUGAUCUACAGAGAUUUUAAAGCUUCUAACAUUUUACUAGACUCGGACUACAACGCGAAGCUCUCAGACUUCGGGCUCGCAAAGGAUGGGCCCAAAGGCGACAAGUCCCAUGUCUCAACCCGUGUUAUGGGCACCGAAGGCUAUGCUGCACCUGAAUACAUCAUGACAGGUUAUAUAUCACAUAAAAUCUUCUGUCAAUUUCAAAAUUUUCUCUCUUUCUCUCAAGGCCAUCUCACGGCAAAGAGCGAUGUAUACAGUUUCGGUGUAGUCCUAUUGGAAUUACUGACUGGGCGACGAUCAGUAGAUACGAGUAGACCAAGCAGAGAGCAGAAUCUUGUCGAUUGGGCUAGACCAUACAUAACUGAUGCAAGAAAAAUAGCUCGUAUCAUAGACCCAACGUUAGGAGAUCAGUACUCUAUGACAGGAGCCUUAAAAGCAGCAGCAAUUGCUAACCAAUGCCUUAGCCAAAAUGCUAAGUCACGGCCUCAAAUGUCAGCUGUGGUCGAGGCCUUGGAGCCUCUACUUGGGCUCAACGAUGAGGCUGCGACGUUUGUUUACGACGUUGGUGAGAAUGUCGAGACCAAGGAGAAUGGGGAGUUUAAACAUGGACGAAGAAGGAAGUUGCGUAGAAGAGCUUUGGCUGAAGUAAUCUUUCUCGGGCAAUUGAAGCACCCCCACCUCGUGAAACUCAUCGGCUACUGCUACAAGCAUGAACACCGGCUGCUUGUGUAUGAGUUCAUGGCUAAGGGCUGCUUGGAGAAUCAUCUAUUCAAGAAAAUUGCUUCAUUGGCAUGGUCCACGAGACUGAAGAUUGCAUUAGGAGCAGCCAAAGGCCUUGAGUUUCUCCAUCAGACCGAGCAACCUGUGAUCUACAGAGAUUUUAAAGCUUCUAACAUUUUACUAGACUCGGACUACAACGCGAAGCUCUCAGACUUCGGGCUCGCAAAGGAUGGGCCCAAAGGCGACAAGUCCCAUGUCUCAACCCGUGUUAUGGGCACCGAAGGCUAUGCUGCACCUGAAUACAUCAUGACAGGCCAUCUCACGGCAAAGAGCGAUGUAUACAGUUUCGGUGUAGUCCUAUUGGAAUUACUGACUGGGCGACGAUCAGUAGAUACGAGUAGACCAAGCAGAGAGCAGAAUCUUGUCGAUUGGGCUAGACCAUACAUAACUGAUGCAAGAAAAAUAGCUCGUAUCAUAGACCCAACGUUAGGAGAUCAGUACUCUAUGACAGGAGCCUUAAAAGCAGCAGCAAUUGCUAACCAAUGCCUUAGCCAAAAUGCUAAGUCACGGCCUCAAAUGUCAGCUGUGGUCGAGGCCUUGGAGCCUCUACUUGGGCUCAACGAUGAGGCUGCGACGUUUGUUUACGACGUUGGUGAGAAUGUCGAGACCAAGGAGAAUGGGGAGUUUAAACAUGGACGAAGAAGGAAGUUGCGUAGAAGAGCUUUGGUACCGAAGGGACUGAAGCGUAAAUAAAGAUUUUGGGUCAUUCUUUUUUUUUUGGUGAUUAAAUUUGUAUUUUAUUAGUAUGUAAAGAUGUAUGUGUUAAAAGUGUGUUAAAGUUUGAUAAAUUCAAAAAGUGCGAUUUGUGUUUCGAUGUGCAAUUUAUGUAGA
Messenger RNA from Asparagus officinalis (garden asparagus), 2266 nucleotides. RefSeq names its product serine/threonine-protein kinase RIPK-like. The coding region runs from base 71 to 2128 and encodes 685 amino acids. Gene Ontology annotation, molecular function: ATP binding; protein kinase activity. Gene Ontology annotation, biological process: protein phosphorylation. The transcript is spliced from 9 exons. The record is from RefSeq and is a predicted model, not a curated record. Lineage: Eukaryota; Viridiplantae; Streptophyta; Magnoliopsida; Asparagales; Asparagaceae.